This is a messenger RNA of Eupeodes corollae, 1867 nucleotides long. RefSeq names its product mitochondrial outer membrane protein SLC25A46-like. Gene Ontology annotation, cellular component: mitochondrial outer membrane. Lineage: Eukaryota; Metazoa; Arthropoda; Insecta; Diptera; Syrphidae. The record is from RefSeq and is a predicted model, not a curated record. Gene Ontology annotation, biological process: mitochondrial membrane fission; mitochondrial fission. The coding region runs from base 197 to 1687 and encodes 496 amino acids. The transcript is spliced from 8 exons.
AGGCUUUGCAAAUUGCUUCUACCAAUUUUGUAUACGAACUGGGCAAAAUUUUGUUUCGCAACUUAAAUAUAUUUUUUAUUUUGUGAAAAUAAUAACAUAAUUAAUAAAUAAUAACAGUUAUUAUAUAUUUUUUAAAACACAAGAUUACUCAAAAGAUUAAACAAAAUCUUAAAGUAUAUCUACUUACUUGGUUUUUAUGGCCGGAAUUCAAAAAUACUCUGCACUAAAAUAUUCUGCAGAUGAAGAGCGGCAAUUGUCAGCUGGUCAUCUACCAUCGAGGAGGAUCAUAAGUGAUGAAACAUCCUCUGGAUUUCACUAUCUAGCACCAGGCGCAGGAGAACGUCCAGAUAUGUAUCAACUCGAUGAUCAAUAUUCAUUCAUUCAUUCGGAAGAUGAUGAGAAUAGUUUGAAUAAUCGGCAGCAUCACUCGAAAAAAGCCGAACGGGGCUCCGGUCUUCAAGAUAGUUUAUGUUCGCCGGUUGAUAACGAUACGAAAUACAGAUACAUAAACACAGAAAGAGAUUUAUCUCUAUCGCUGGAUAGACACACCGACUUUAGAAAUCUAUGCGAUACUCCUGAAGAUGAUUUGUCGGUGCGAAAGUAUUUGGCAGUGAGCGUUGGUGUUGCUAGUCUUAUAACCGAGAAUCUAUUGAGUCAUCCGUUUAUUGUACUUCGACGACAGUGUCAAGUAUUCCACGCAUCAGAAAAAUAUCAUCUUACUCCGAUAAGUCUUAUACCCAGCAUUAUAAAUCUCCAUAAGCGACAAGGUGUCACAACACUAUGGAAAGGAUUAGGGAGCUGCCUGCUGAUUCGUGGCAUGUCAAUGGGAGUAGAUGAUUUAUUAGGAAAACUUACAUCAUGGCCAAAGGAUGUUGACAGCCGAACAUCUGUAAAACGCUUCGGACAGCAUUUAAUUUUAAAAUGUGUUAGUAUUGCUGUUGUGAUGCCAUUCUAUGCAGCUUCCCUCGUUGAAACUGUUCAAAGUGAUAUUGCCAGCGAAAAACCUGGAAUAUUCGAUGUCUUCCGUGAGGGUGGACAGCGACUUUUGUCGUGGAGUUCUCCUCAAAAGGGAAGAAUGCUACCAGUUUGGGCCUUACUCGGUCCAAGUGUAUCUCUCGGCCUUACCAAAUAUGUUUUUAGCCUUUUUGUUCGAGGCAUAUCGAGUCAUAUUAUCCGCAGGAGCAUUCAAAAUUCCCAAGAACAAAAAGGAGCAAAACUCAAAGAUGAUUCGCUUAUAAGCCAAAAUGUCCAAAUCUAUUCGAAUCUUAUUUCAAUUUUGACAUCAGAAAUACUUUUCUAUCCAUUUGAAACGAUUCUACAUCGAUUGCAACUUCAAGGAACUCGAACUAUUGUUGAUAAUUUAGAUAGUGGAUAUUCUGUUGUGGCAAUUCUGACAAACUAUCAGGGUGCUAGAGAUUGUUAUAGGACAACAAUUGCAACAGAGGGUGUAUGUGGCUUAUAUAAGGGAUUCGGAGCAAUUGUAUUACAAUUUGCCGCGCACAUUGCUGUUAUUAAAAUAACCAAAUGGGUUGUUGGCCAAAUUACCGAAGUUAUAUCGAGUAAACCUCCACCCAAAGUCGUACAAUAUUAUAAUUUAGAUAGAGCGGCUGCUUCAAGUUCGACAACGAUUUCGCGAAGCCUUAGUUCAAGCAGUAAUAUUGCGGGAAGUGUCGAAAAUGUAGAAUAGAAUCGAGCUUUUAUUGUUUAAAUAAUAAAAUAAUAAACAAACUAAACUAUUUCAAAUAAAAUAAAAUAUAUUUCGCGUUGUGUAUAAGAAAAUAAUUCUAUAUCAUACAAAAAAUAUCUCGUUUCUUAGUUUAACUGUGAUAAUAUCAGACAAGAAAUACAACACUCAGUUUGACUUUAA